AUGUCGAAGACCUCGGCUAUGGCGCCGACGAAGCGGACAAUUCUAACUGAACCCCAGGACUGGGACCGUUGGGUCAAGGAGCUCCGAGCACGAGUGGAUAAGCUUAUCCACAAGCUUAUCUUUCAAGAUGGCUCUGAAGCUAUGGAGCUACCUGAGCGCCCGACUUUGACGACUUUGCACAAGGCGUUAGACAGGAGGGCAAUACGACAGGUUUCUCGAAGAACCCCUAUUCGAGACGAACGUCAAGAGCCCUGCCAAGAGAUUUGGAUCGACUGGACCGAGCUUACCCCUGAUUUCGAGGGCUAUGUCCGUGUGAUGUUCAUCACAGACGCAUAUUCGGGCAUGGUUUUCCCCUACUUCCUUAAGACCUAUCAUUCAAAGCACCACCUAGCCGCACUUCGAGAUUUCGUUAGCUGGAUGAAGCUUCGUUUUGACUACACGGUGAAAAUUGUACGGUCUGACGGAGAGCUAUUCACUAAUAAGAUUAAGAAGUGGCUACGAAAGAAGGGAAUUUCAGCAGAAAAAUCAGCCUCGAAUACACAAGCCCAGAACGGAGGGGCAGAACGGUCCGGUGGAAUUGUUAUUGAAAGGGCUCGCAAGAUGAGGAUCGCAGCAGGCCUUCCUCACGACCUAUGGAAAGAAACCGUGGAAGCAUCUUGUUAUCUACGGAAUCGGACCCCUCGAGCCCCUAGGACCACGAACUCGAUUUCGAAUUCGUCGGAAGACUGGAAAACACCCCUUGAGCUCUUUACGAAGAAGGAUCAACCUCAACAGCAUGCCCAGCUCAAGGCCUACGGCUGUAGGGCCUACGCUAUGACUUCUGACGCACAGCUAGGCAAGAAGAAGAGGCAGAAGCUUGAUCCACGGUCACAUAUAGGAUACCUGGUUGGAUAUAAUUCGACGAAUAUCUUCCGGAUCUGGAUUCCGCAACGAAGAAAGGUUAUUUCGACAAGGGAUGUUAUUUUUGACGAAUUUACCUAUUUUGAUGGGAAAUUCGAGCAGCCGCAGCUGCUUCCUAGCAUCAAUGACCUUAUUCAACGCGUUGAGAUACCAGAGGACCAGAAAAUCAACCAGGAAAUCCUUGACGAAGAAUCGGAGCUUGAGAGCGUGUUCGACGAAGACUCGGACGAGGAAGAAGAAGAGGGACAGACCGACCCUACCGAAGAAGAAGAAGAAUAUAAGAGGGCUAGGGAGCUUGAAGAAGCUUCUCUUAUAACACCUCCACUGACAGAAGAAGAUCCUGAGGCAGGCUUCUUGGGGUAG
Messenger RNA from Hirsutella rhossiliensis, 1263 nucleotides. Its product is annotated as integrase core domain-containing protein. Gene Ontology annotation, biological process: DNA integration. The coding region runs from base 1 to 1263 and encodes 420 amino acids. The transcript has 3 exons. Gene Ontology annotation, molecular function: nucleic acid binding. The record is from RefSeq and is a predicted model, not a curated record. NCBI's taxonomy places the organism in Eukaryota, Fungi, Ascomycota, Sordariomycetes, Hypocreales, Ophiocordycipitaceae.